Molecule: messenger RNA, 3455 nt
Organism: Prionailurus viverrinus (fishing cat)
Lineage: Eukaryota; Metazoa; Chordata; Mammalia; Carnivora; Felidae
Gene: OTUD5
Product: OTU deubiquitinase 5
Exons: 9
Coding region: 752-2455 (567 amino acids)
Biological process (GO): protein deubiquitination
Molecular function (GO): K63-linked deubiquitinase activity; cysteine-type deubiquitinase activity
Source: RefSeq, a predicted model, not a curated record
GGAGUGUUGAUAUUUUCCAGUCAGUCCGGCUGUCUGCGGCCAGGUUGGAAGCCUGGCAGGGAGUCGUUUUCAAAUUGUCGCGCCUGGGGCCGGCCGCACUGUGCUGUCAUAGUACCCCCGCCUGUGAGUCAGAGCCUCAGGGAAAGAAGAGCGCGACAGGACGGUCGAGAGAAGAAAGGCAAGGAACAAGAGUGCAGACUUUGACUGAAAUCUGAGACGGAGGGCACGGGAGGGCGAUCGCUACCUUCUGAUUGGCCCGUGGGCAUCAUCGUAGACCCACGCAACUGCCUCGAUUGGUUGGUGUCUGCAAUUGUUUUGGCGGCGGCGAAGAUUUUGCCCACGUACUUCCGAACGAGAGGCGGGACUGUGCCCUGGCGCGCGUGCGCAGCGCCCCGGGGCCCCACCCGGUAGUUCAAGAACCUGCGAGGGGGCGGGGCAAAGAGGUGCUUGUUUUGGUUCUGUUUCCCUUGAAGCGGCAGGCCGGAACGAGCGAGCAUAGCAGUAAACUUGUUGGACUUGGAGAAAAGGCCACGACAAACUCGCCGCGGUGCCAUCAUCUAGGACUUCACAUCCGGGUUCUCCUGCCCCGUGACCUGCGCGCCACCGACGGUUCUCGAACCGGUGCCUCAAUCUCUUUAUCCGGGUCCCGCCGAUCCCGUCGUGCUUCGCGCACCACAGUAGCCCCCUCAUCCGGGUUCUAUCCCAGCGUGCCUCGCGCCGGGUUUGCUGGGGGGUACUUGGCGGUGCCGCCAUGACUAUUCUCCCCAAAAAGAAGCCGCCGCCUCCCGACGCCGACCCCGCCAACGAACCGCCGCCGCCCGGGCCGCUGCCCCCGGCGCCGCGUCGCGGCGGGGGUGUGGGCGUGGGCGGCGGCGGCACGGGUGUGGGCGGUGGCGACCGCGACCGUGACUCGGGAGUCGUGGGGCCCCGUUCCCGGGCCUCACCACCGCCUCAGGGCCCGCUACCGGGGCCGCCGGGAGCGCUUCACCGCUGGGCGCUGGCCGUGCCGCCUGGCGCCGUGGCGGGUCCGCGACCACAGCAGGCCUCUCCUCCUCCUUGCGGGGGCCCUGUCGGUCCCGGCGGCGGUCCCGGCGACGCGCUGGGCUCAGCGGCGGCGGGUGUGGGCGCGGCGGGCGUGGUGGUGGGCGUGGGCGGAACCGUAGGCGUGGGAGGUUGCUGCUCCGGGCCGGGCCACAGCAAGCGGCGACGUCAAGCCCCCGGGGUCGGAGCGGUUGGCGGGGGCAGUCCGGAGCGUGAGGAGGUCGGCGCGGGUUACAACAGUGAGGACGAAUACGAAGCGGCUGCAGCUCGCAUCGAGGCUAUGGACCCCGCAACCGUUGAGCAGCAGGAGCACUGGUUUGAAAAGGCCCUGAGGGACAAGAAGGGCUUCAUCAUCAAGCAGAUGAAGGAGGACGGCGCCUGUCUCUUCCGGGCUGUAGCUGACCAGGUAUAUGGAGACCAGGACAUGCAUGAGGUUGUACGAAAGCAUUGCAUGGACUACCUGAUGAAGAAUGCGGACUACUUCUCCAACUAUGUCACAGAGGACUUCACCACCUACAUCAACAGGAAGCGGAAAAACAACUGCCAUGGCAACCACAUUGAGAUGCAGGCCAUGGCAGAGAUGUACAACCGGCCCGUGGAGGUGUACCAGUACAGCACAGAACCCAUCAACACAUUCCAUGGGAUCCAUCAAAAUGAGGAUGAACCCAUCCGCGUCAGCUACCAUCGGAAUAUCCACUACAAUUCAGUGGUGAAUCCCAACAAGGCCACCAUUGGUGUGGGGCUAGGCCUGCCGUCAUUCAAACCAGGGUUUGCAGAGCAGUCCCUGAUGAAGAAUGCCAUAAAAACAUCAGAGGAGUCAUGGAUUGAACAGCAGAUGCUGGAAGACAAGAAGCGGGCCACAGACUGGGAGGCCACAAACGAGGCCAUUGAGGAGCAGGUGGCUCGGGAAUCCUACCUGCAGUGGCUACGGGAUCAAGAGAAACAGGCCCGCCAGGUCCGCGGCCCCAGCCAGCCCCGGAAAGCCAGCGCCACAUGCAGUUCUGCCACAGCAGCAGCCUCCAGUGGCCUAGAGGAGUGGACCAAUAGGUCCCCGCGGCAGCGGAGUUCAGCCUCUUCACCCGAGCACCCUGAGCUGCACACCGAGUUGGGCAUCAAGCCCCCUUCCCCAGGCACUGUCUUAGCUCUUGCCAAACCUCCUUCACCCUGUGCACCAGGUACAAGCAGCCAGUUCUCGGCAGGGGCUGACCGGGCUACUCCCCCCCUCGUGUCCCUCUACCCUGCUCUGGAGUGCCGGGCCCUCAUUCAGCAGAUGUCCCCCUCUGCGUUUGCAGGUCUGAAUGACUGGGAUGAUGAUGAGAUCCUAGCAUCGGUGCUGGCAGUGUCCCAACAGGAAUACCUAGACAGUAUGAAGAAAAACAAAGUGCACAGAGAUCCACCCCCAGACAAGAGUUGAUGGAGACCCAGAGACUGGAGACCAUCUCCCAACCCCCACCACUCCUGCCCUCCGGUGCCGACCCACCUUCUUUGGCUUUCUUCCCUCUUGCCUUCUUCCCUCUCUCCUUUCGUUUCCCUCUUCCCCACUUCCCUCUGGCUGACCCACCACUGCACCCUCUUUCAUCGCUGCCACCACCACCAUCACCCGUCUCUUCGCCAGCUGACGUGCCCUGUUGCCCCCUGCACAGCACCAUCCCUGCACUCCACAGGGGACUUGGGCAAGGGUGCCGAACAUAGGCGAGAGGCACACAGAGACAAACCAACUGGCAGCCAGGCAGUCCCCGAGGAGAAACAUUCAGACAGAGGAAAGUCUCCCUGCCCCCCUCACUCCCUGCCCUGUUUCUUCCAACUUCAGAAAAACUUGUUACCCCCACCUCCACAAUGAUGCUGGGAAGGUGCGAGGAAGAAGUGGGAAUUCCCCUUCCCAGUACCCCAAGAAUGUCUGAGCCUUCAAUGUUGAAUUUUUUCUUUAUUAAAAUGUACUUUUAUCGUAUAAAAUCAAUCAAUCCAAAAUGAUGUAGACAACAGCAUUGGCUCUGUGAAGGCGGCAUCUCUGGUUUGGGAGCAGGCAGGCCAUGGGCCACAGAGGGAGCACAAAGAUGUGGUUGCUGUCUCUAGCCUCCAGCUCUGUGGAGGUGGGCAGUGUCUAGAGUGCAAGCCGGGGCAGGGUGGGGGGCAGGGGGGCAGGUGUCAUAUGGGCUUUGGACACUGAGACUCUGACCUCGCUGCAUUCCUAUUGCUUCCACACCACCACCACCACUACCACCACCACCACUGGUCUCUUUGGAAUCUUGGGGUGGGAGGCACCUUUGAGGAUCAUGGCAGCCACUGCCUGCCCAGGAUUUGAGUGGGGAGUGGGAGCAGCCUCAACAGAUGAGGCACCUGUGCCCUUCAGGUGUUGACAAGAUCCACCAUCUGUAAUGUCCUUGGCACAAUAAAACCAAAUGUCAGUUUCCCCU